Tripterygium wilfordii is the source of this 1428-nucleotide messenger RNA. RefSeq lists its product as uncharacterized. The coding region runs from base 68 to 1144 and encodes 358 amino acids. The transcript has 5 exons. NCBI's taxonomy places the organism in Eukaryota, Viridiplantae, Streptophyta, Magnoliopsida, Celastrales, Celastraceae. The record is from RefSeq and is a predicted model, not a curated record.
UAGCCAUCGCCGCCUACUCCUCUCUCGCUUUCUUCUUCUAUUAAUCGUUAGCUCGUAGAAAUUCACGAUGGUCACAACGAGGCGCUCUCAGGGAUCUCCAUCAGAACGUCAAAAAUGGGACAAAAUAUUCAACGGCUUGGUGAAGAUGUUGAAGUCCCAGGAACAACAGCUUGAAACACUCGUCAAAGAGAGGAAGAUUCUCCAAGAUCGCAUCAAAAUGCAACACGAUCAACUAGUUUCUAAUAUUCGAUUUUACGAAGAUCGUAUCUCCCAAAUGAAGGAGGAUUUAGUGGAGAAAGAUAGAGUGCAUAUGCUUGAUGCGGCAAAAGCGGAUUUGAUAUUAGCUGUGAAGCAGAGAGAGACUGCUAUUCACAAAUUGAAUUUGGGGGAUAAAGAUGAUGAGUUGGCAGAUUUCAAAUCUUGUUUUGACUACCUCUCUGAGUCCAUAAGGGAUAAUUCUUCAAGAAACUCCUCAAAACCUGACAAAAGAAAAUCUGGAAACAGAGAUACUGACAAGGAUGUUGGUUCUAGGAUGCUGGAUGGUGAAGUACGAAGGCUGAAGCAUGAUUAUGAGAAGCUAGCUUCAGAAAAGAGUUCUGAGAUAUCUGCUUUAUUGGCUGAGAAGAAAUUUGUUUGGAAUCAAUAUAAUCUCAUGGAACAAAAUCUCACCAAUCGACUAGAGAGUAAACAUUCUGAUCUUGAACGAGCAAAUGGGAAGAUUGUGCAACUUCUUGGCAGUAUGGAGCAACUUCAAUCCUCUAAUGAUGAGAAAAAUGAAUUGAUUGCAAGACUCAAUGCUAAAGUAGCUGGGUUAGAGACUGACGCAAAUAAGUCAGUGGAACAAAUUUCUAAACUUUCUCAGGAUUUGGAGUUUUUAAGAAAAUGUAGAAGCACUUCAAGUACACCUGCUUUAAAGCGUUGCACGAGAGGGGGAACUUCUAUGAUAGGAGACAAGAACCAUGGUAGAGAUGGGAGUAAUAUCAUUAUGAAGAAAGAAGUGUCUGCUGCGAGUGACAUUGGAAAGGAAAGCAGAAGUUUAAAAAGAAAAGGAGUUGACAGUGUGCCCAUUUCCAAGUGUCCGAAGUUGUUCACUUCUGGUUUUAAAGUUCCCAAAUUGAAGAACUCGCCUUCAAACUACAGAUGACUCCUACUCCACAACAUGAAGCAUUUCUUGUGUGUAUUUUUUUUGGGGGGUUCCCUUUUAUGUUUUCUUGUAUUCUUAUGGGCUUCAUGUUAGCCUGUUAGGUAUAGUAGCUUGGAGCAAAUUAGUGUAAGCCCUCAUUGUAGUGUGAUCUAGUUCUAGGUUUUCUAAAUUAAAUCUGCUAGAAAAUUGUAGCAUGUGCUAGUUUCAGGCUGUUGAAAUCAUUCGAGCAAGACAUUGUAAAAUAUAACUCUAUUGUGACUGAAUGAAGCUUGUUUAUUCUCUCA